CGAGACGGAGAAGUUAAAAGAUAAGAGCCAAGUGAAGAAGAGAUCAGAAAUGGCGAUUCAACUGAACCAGCUCUACAUACCCACUUUGAAGUAUGGAAAACAACCACCUAAGCUUCAUAUCUCCACCGCACGCGGUUCAAAUACAUUCAUAGUCAAUGCAGCGUCCACCAGUGCUCGGCAGCUAAUCCAAUCGGGCGUCGUCAGGCCCAUACUGCCAAAGGACGCAGCCAAGGCAGUGAACUCCGAAGGAUUCUCAGUCUUGGACAUCAGACCAGUGUGGGAGAGAGAGAAGGCAAGCGUGACUGGGUCACUGCACGUCCCACUUUUCAUUGAGGACCCUGAUACCAGUCCGAUAACACUAUUGAAGAAGUGGGUUCAUUUCGGCUACAUUGGGCUAUGGACAGGCCAAAAGUUUACAAUGUUGAAUCCCAAUUUUCUAGCAGAUGUUGAGGCAGCUUCUCCUGGUAGGGAGAACAAGUUGAUUGUAGCUUGUGGAGAAGGGCUGAGGUCAAUGAUGGCCGUUUCCAAGUUACAUGAAGAAGGAUACAAGAAUUUGGGAUGGUUGGCAGGAGGAUUCAGUCGCGCUGCAGAAGACGACUUCCCGGUUGAAGGGACAGAGAAAUUGCAGUAUGCAACGGUAGGGGGUGCGUCAUACUACUUUCUUCAAUUGCUCAUACUAUUACAAGCUGUGGGCAGUAAGAGCCCCUGAUUAACUACUAAGUUUAUGUCUCUUUUUGAUAUGCCCCUUGAGCCAGAGCAUUCGCAAAAAGUGCUAAACUUUUUCACUUGCAAUUCAAUCCGACCAUGCCCCAUAAA
Molecule: messenger RNA, 816 nt
Organism: Tripterygium wilfordii
Lineage: Eukaryota; Viridiplantae; Streptophyta; Magnoliopsida; Celastrales; Celastraceae
Product: rhodanese-like domain-containing protein 10
Exons: 2
Coding region: 50-709 (219 amino acids)
Cellular component (GO): chloroplast
Source: RefSeq, a predicted model, not a curated record